UGCACUGAACUCACAUGGUCCUGAUCCUGCACUCAACCGACAUGAUCCUGCACUCGUCUCCUGUGGUCGUGCACUGAUUUCACAUGGUACUGAUCCUGAUCCUGCACUCAACCGACAUGAUCCUGCACUCGUCUCCUGUGGUCCUGCACUGAACUCACAUGAUCCUGAUCCUGAUCUUGCACUCAACCGACAUGAUCCUGCACUCGUCUCCUGUGGUCCUGCACUGAUUUCACAUGGUCCUGAUCCUGAUCCUGCACUCAACCGACAUGAUCCUGCACUCGUCUCCUGUGGUCCUGCACUGAACUCACAUGGUCCUGAUCCCAGACGCGUCCCCUGUGAUCCUGCACUUGUGUCGCCUGAUACUGAUUCUGCACUCAUUAGUACUAUAUCGGUCUGUGAAGAACCUCCACUCUCAUUCAUACCACCAGUCCACCAAACCUCAACAAACACUUCCUGUGCAUAUGGGCAGGUACGGCAAACUGCUACUGUCGAGGAUACAAGAAAACAGCAUGAGUUGCUUCUUCUUGCUUUAAAACUCAAGCAUGGACUGACUGAUGAAGCUUUAGAAGACACACUUAAAGUUGUUAACGUUAUAAGUCAGAGGCAUGCUGUGUCAUCUACCAAACAUCACUUUUACAAAACUUUUGAUGACUUGAAAAGAAAUAUUCAGUUUCACUACAUAUGUGAGGGAUGCACAAUUUCUGUAAACAUUGAGGGAGAAAAAGUGGUUUGUCCUAACUGUCAAUAUUCUUGUAGAAUAGCCGAUCAUAUGAAACAGGGGCACUUCUUUAUUGUUUUUCCACUAGAAUCACAAUUAAGGAAUAUGAUGGAACAAGAGGAACUCUUCAGCCAGUUGACUAGGCCUAACAGUGUUGCUCACUCUAGUCCACUGACAGAUAUCACCGAUGGUGAGCUUUACAAGAGGGUUAACAGAAAUAUUGAGGGCCAAUCUGAGCAUCACGUCAAUCUCACACUAACCUUUAGCUGUGACGGGGUACCUGUGUUUAAGAAAUCUUCUUACAGUAUUUGGCCACUUCUCUAUACAGUCAAUGAAUUACCACCUGAUUUGAGAGCAAAACAAGUGAUGUUGGCAGCCUUAUGGUUUGGUCCAUCAAAGCCAAACUGUAACACAUACUUAUCACCAUUGAAUACAUAUGAAUACAUGACCAUAAAAUGCCGGCCGUAUUAUCUACCGCGAGAGCUCACAGCGGUGUUCAUUAUUGUUGUUUAUAUCCCCCCGAGCGCAAAAGCUAAUGAGGCGCUAGCAGAACUACAUGAAAACAUAGUCUCUCUCCAAAACAAGUACCCGGAUGCAUUUUAUGUGAUUGCUGGAGAUUUUAACCAUGUAAAUUUGACGGACAUUACACCAAGGUUUUAUCAACAUGUUACUAUUGCAACCCGGGGAAAUAACACCCUCGAUCGUGUGUACACAAACAGACGCGGAGCCUACAGAUCACUCCCUCUUCCUAACCUUGGAUUGUCUGAUCAUAUCUCUGUUAUGCUUGUUCCCUCCUACAGCCCUGCUGUGAAGACAAUGAAACCAACACAAAAGUCAAUUACAGUGUGGCCCAGUAAUGCUGCCUCUGUGUUGCAACACUGCUUUGAAAGUACUGACUGGCAGGUUUUUAAGGAGGCAGCAACAGAUGCUGGAGAGGUGGAUCUGGACGAGUAUGCAUCCUCUGUCACCUGUUACAUAAGCAAGUGUGUGGAUGAUGUUACUACCACUAAGACAAUAACUAUCCACCCUAACCAGAAGCCCUGGCUAACUGCUGAGGUCAGAUCACUUCUGAGAGCACGAGAUUCAGCAUUCAGGAAGGGUGACACGGAGGCGCUUCGAGUGGCAAGGAGGAAUUUGAAUACCGGCAUAAAAAGAGCCAAGGCUGAUUAUGCUCUCAAGAUACAGGGUCAUUUUUCUACCAACGACCCCCAGAGAUUGUGGGCUGGCAUAAAGAGCAUCACUGAUUAUAAAAGAGGAGAUAUUGAAUGCUCCAGAGAUCCAUCUCUUCCUGAUGCUCUAAACACUUUCUAUGCUCGUUUUGAGGUCUCUAAUAACACUCCUAGCACUAGACUCACUGUUCCACCUGGUGAGCAGCCACCCAGUGUUACCACAGAAGAUGUCAGGAGGGUCCUUCAGAGAGUCAAACCACGGAAAGCUGCAGGCCCAGAUAACAUCCCAGGCAGGGUUCUGAAAGACUGUGCAUUUCAGCUCUCAGAGGUACUGACUGACAUUUUUAAUAUCUCACUGUCAAAAGCAGUUGUACCCUCAUGCUUUAAAUCUGCUACUAUUAUUCCUGUUCCUAAGACUAACACCGUGUCAUGUUUGAAUGACUAUCGCCCGGUAGCACUCACCCCAAUAGUGAUGAAGUGUUUUGAGCGGCUGGUCAUGACUCAAAUCAGUGAGAAAAUUGAUGGCAGCACUGACCAGAAUCAGUACGCUUAUCGAAAGAACAGGUCCACUGCAGAUGCCGUCUCAUCAGUCUUACAUCUGGCUCUUACCCAUCUGGACAGCAAAGACACCUAUGUGAGAUUGCUUUUUAUGGAUUUUAGUUCGGCUUUUAAUACAAUCAUUCCACAGACAUUGAUACACAAACUGGAGAUUUUAGGACUGAGUUACUCAUUGUGCAACUGGGUACUGGACUUUUUAACAAACAGAAAACAGUCUGUAAAAAUCCAUAAUAAAUUUUCUUCCACCAUUGUUCUUAACACCGGCUCACCACAGGGAUGUGUCCUGAGCCCAAUGUUGUACACACUGCUGACAUAUGAUUGUUCAGCCAGACACCCGAGUAAUCAUGUUGUCAAGUUUGCAGAUGAUACUGUGGUGAUGGGACUCAUUUCUCAGAAUGAUGAGUCAGCCUAUAGAUCAGAGGUGGAACAAAUGGUGGCUUGGUGCAAGGACAACAACCUAUGGAUUAACGUGGAAAAGACUAAAGAAAUUAUUGUGGACUUUAGAAAAACAAAUAGGAGGCACACCCCUCCCAUUUGUAUUGAGGGAUCUGAGGUGAAAGUUGUCUCCAGCUACAAAUAUCUAGGAGUACAUAUCAACGAUGACUUAAAGUGGAAAUCCAACUGUAAUAGUCUGGUAAAAAAGGCUCAUCAAAGGCUGUAUUUUCUGAGGAGGCUUAAAAAGGCUGGCUUGGGAACUACAGUUCUCACAUCUUUUUAUAGGUGUGUGGUGGAGAGCAUCCUAACAUCUUGUAUAACAGUGUGGUAUGGAAACUGCUCUGUAACAGAGAGGAAGGCCCUACAGCGUGUGGUUAAGACGGCAGAGAAAGUCAUCGGUUGUAGUCUCCCUGCAAUUGGAGAUAUAUACAUCAACAGAUGCAAGACUAGGGCUGCAAGUAUCAUGAAAGACUUCUUUCACCCUGCCAAUAGACUAUUUGACCCUCUUCCUUCAGGUAGGAGGCUGCGCAGCAUCAGAGCUAGGACAUCAAGGUUAAAAAACAGUUUCUAUCCAGAAGCCGUGAGACUUUUUAAUAUUGACAACUACAGAAUUGAUGAACUGAACUUGCUGUCCUAAAUUAGAUUGCACUAACUUUAUUACUAUGCUGCUAAUUUUUAAGGGUUUUUAGUGUGUGGAGAGACUGUACCCAUAUAUUAAUAUGGGCUUGUAUUAUUUGUUAUUUUAUCUAUUGUAUUUAUUGAUGAGUAGUUAGUUAUUUAUUGUGAAUGGUUUUAA
Messenger RNA from Carassius gibelio (silver crucian carp), 3676 nucleotides. RefSeq lists its product as uncharacterized. The transcript is spliced from 2 exons. The coding region runs from base 770 to 3517 and encodes 915 amino acids. Gene Ontology annotation, molecular function: 2-oxoglutarate-dependent dioxygenase activity; methyltransferase activity. The record is from RefSeq and is a predicted model, not a curated record. Lineage: Eukaryota; Metazoa; Chordata; Actinopteri; Cypriniformes; Cyprinidae.